Messenger RNA from Onychomys torridus (southern grasshopper mouse), 3122 nucleotides. RefSeq names its product GC-rich sequence DNA-binding factor 2 (gene Gcfc2). Gene Ontology annotation, biological process: mRNA splicing, via spliceosome. The transcript is spliced from 17 exons. Lineage: Eukaryota; Metazoa; Chordata; Mammalia; Rodentia; Cricetidae. Bases 34 to 2364 code for a protein of 776 amino acids. Gene Ontology annotation, cellular component: nucleus. The record is from RefSeq and is a predicted model, not a curated record. Gene Ontology annotation, molecular function: DNA binding.
GGAGCCCCGGGACGCGCGGUAAUUGUUUGUAUUAUGGCUCUGAGACCUCAGAGGACUUUCAGGCGGCGCCAGGUCGAGUCCAGCGACAGCGACAGCGAAGGCGCGGAGGAGCGGCCUGCUGAGGAGCCGGCGGAGCCAUGCGAGCCGUCUGCAGGCGGCACAGCAGAGGCAGCGGAGCCGGCGCGCAGGGCCCGCGGCAGCCGGGGCCGAGGUCGGGUGUGGGCGAGCUCCCGGCGCAGUCCCGGCACUGCUUCCCGCAGGGACUGCGAUGCAGGUGUCCUCUUAGAAUCCAGAACAGCUGAUCUCUCAACGGAUGAAGAGGAAGACACGUAUCCCUCAUCAGAAAGGAAGGCUGAUCAGAGUCCAUCCUCCAGUAGCUCUAGUUCUCCAGAAGAAAAAGAAGUUUCACCCAUAGUUCAGAUCCCAGAUGCAGCUUUUAUUCAGGAAGCCCGCAGAAAGCGGGAGUUGGCCAGGGCCCCAGGGGACUACAUUUCCCUGGAUGUACACCAUCCCCCCACCACUUCUGACAGAAAGAGAGGCAGUGAAGAGGACCCGGACAGUGAUCCUGAUGACUAUGAAAAGAGAAUACUAUUUGCCCCAAAGCCUCAAACACUCAGACAAAGAAUGGCUGAAGAAACGUCACUCAGAAAUGAAGAAGCGAGUGAAGAGAGCCAGGAAGAUGAAAAUCAAGACAUUUGGGAACAACAGCAAAUGAGGAAAGCAGUCAAGAUCAUAGAGGGACAAAACAUAGACCUUUCCCGCAGCAGUGAAUCUCAAACAUUGAAGAAGUUUGAUACUUCCAUUUCAUUUCCACCAGUAAAUUUGGAAACUAUUAAGAAACAAUUAAAUAAUAGAUUAACGUUACUACAGGAUACUCAUCGCUCACACCAGAGAGAAUAUGAAAAAUAUGUAGAAGACAUCAAAAGUUCAAAGACUGCAAUCCAGAACCUGGAGAGUGCAUCAGAUCAAACUCUAAACUACAAAUUCUACAAAGGCAUGAAAAGUUAUGUGGAAAAUAUAAUUGAUUGUCUAAAUGAAAAGAUUAGCAGCAUUGAAGAACUAGAAUCGUCCAUGCACACAUUGCUUUUCAAACGCUCAGAUGCACUUUUGAAACGCAGGCAAGAUGAGUUAAAAUGUGAAUCAUCCUAUAUGCAACAAUUAUCACGCAACGCUGAGACAUCGUCAAACGGAAGCUUGGCUCUAGACGAAAAGGAUCAACGGAUUUUAGACGAGAUUAAAGCUCGAAGGAUGCAGAGAAGACAAGCAAGGGCGCUGUCUGGCAACUGUGACCAUCAGGAGGGGACUUCUAGUGACGAUGAGCUGUCUUCUGCAGAGAUGACCAACUUCCAAAACCGCCAAGGUGGCAUUUUACAAGAUUGUAAGAAAGUUUUUGAAGAUGUGCAUGAUGAUUUUUGUAACGUCCAGAAUAUUUUAUUGAAAUUUCAGCAGUGGCGAGAACAGUUUCCUGAUUCCUACUACGAAGCCUUUAUUGGUCUCUGCUUACCAAAGCUUUUAAGUCCCCUGAUACGAGUUGAGUUGCUUGAUUGGAAUCCUCUUAAGUUGGACUCCAUGGGUCUAAACCAGAUGCCUUGGUUCACAUCCAUAACAGAGUUUAUGGACAGCAGCAUGGACGAUACAAGGAAGGAAGAUGAUUCUGAUCAAAAAAUUCUAUCCAUUGUCAUCAACAAAACAGUUGUUCCUUGCCUCACAGAUUUUGUGGAGUUCAUUUGGGACCCUCUGUCAACCUCACAGACAAGAAGUUUAACAACACACUGCAGACUGGUUUUUGACCAGUCUGCUUCUGAAAAGGAAGUUAGUAAAAGCAAACAGGAUUUACUUAAAUCUGUUGUUGUAAGAAUUAAGAAGUCAAUAGAAGAUGAUGUUUUUAUUCCUCUAUAUCCAAAGAGUUCUGAAGAAGGAAAAAUGUCACCACAUUCAAAGUUCCAAGAAAGACAGUUCUGGGGAGCGCUAAAGCUCUUCCGAAAUAUUCUUCUUUGGACUGGACUUCUCCCAGAUGACACCUUGCAAGAUCUAGGCCUGGGGAAGCUGCUGAAUCGCUAUCUUAUUAUUGCUCUUACUAAUGCCUUCCCUGGACCAGAUGCUGUUAAAAAGUGCAGCCAGAUAGCAGCUUGUCUACCGGAAAAAUGGUUUGAGAACUCUACUAUGAGGACAUCAAUUCCCCAGCUAGAAAACUUCAUCCAGUUUUUACUGCAGUCUGCACGUAAAUUAUCCACAAGUGAAUUCAGGAAUGAAGUCAAUGAAAUAAUUCUUAUCCUGGUGAAGGUAAAAGCUUUGAAUCAAGCCAAAUCCCUCAUAGAAGAGUAUCACCUGGAGCCCUCCAUGUACCCAAUUACAGGUGUUUGAGUGCACUAUGGGAGGUGUUGAGAGUCACUGAUAAAGUACUCAGUUCCUUGGUUGUCCACAGCUGGCACCCCCUCACUUUCUCUGUGCCCACCCUUGGUGUCCUGAAAGGCUGGCACUGUGUGACUGAGGGUGUUACAUCACAACAGCCGUUACUCUGUCUCAGUCUGAGAAGGUAUUGAAGAAGUCUGAUACACAGAAGCAUGUCCAGAGUCAAGCCCAUCUUCAGCUUUGACAUUCUUAAAAUUCCCACUGUUUUACAAAUCAGCUAAUGAGGAAAUCUUGAGUGAAUUGCUUAAUUAUGAAAUGGUUAACACAUUUUUAUAACAAAUUGUGCUUCCAAAGUCUGCACUGGGUGAUUAUGUGAAAUCGAUGAGAGAGAGUGCCAGUGAGUCUCCAGAUUUGUGACUCAUUGUUAAUUUGUUAAGAAAAAAAAAUCUUUUAAAAAAAUAUUUAUUUUUCUAUGUGUGAUCCUGUAUACACCUGGAUGAUUAUAUGUACACCACUUCCAUCAGAGACCAGCAAAGGCCAGAGGGCAUCAGAUAUCCUGGAACCAGAGUUCCAGGAGGUUGUGGGCCACCUGAUGUAGAUGCUGGGAACCAAACCCAGGUCCUCAGGAAGAGAUCUUAACCACUGAGUCGUUCCUCCAGCCCCUGUUGAAGAAUGAAGAUGUAUUGAUUUGGGCCAUUUGUAAUUCUUUUUGAACCAUCUUUUUCUAGAGGCUUGUAAUACUUUCAUAUUAAAAAUAAUAUUGAUCUUUU